Molecule: messenger RNA, 3544 nt
Organism: Varanus komodoensis (Komodo dragon)
Lineage: Eukaryota; Metazoa; Chordata; Lepidosauria; Squamata; Varanidae
Gene: HPS1
Product: HPS1 biogenesis of lysosomal organelles complex 3 subunit 1
Exons: 19
Coding region: 125-2239 (704 amino acids)
Biological process (GO): vesicle-mediated transport; melanosome assembly
Cellular component (GO): BLOC-3 complex
Molecular function (GO): guanyl-nucleotide exchange factor activity
Source: RefSeq, a predicted model, not a curated record
UUCGGCGGCAUGGGCUCGCGUUUGGGACUAGAUCGCCCACUAGCCCACAUGGCCCCUUCCGGGUAAUUUUAAGAGUGCAGGACGGAGUUCGCGAUCUGCCCCGCCGUGUCCCGGGAAGGAUAAGAUGAAGUGUGUACUAAUUAGCAGUGAGGGUGCGGAAGUCCUCUUCUACUGGGCUGACCCAGAUUUCAUGGCAAUCCUGCAGGAGCGCUUUGGAGGCCAUGAUCCAAGUGGCACUGAGACCCCUGCAUUGGAGGACAGCAUCAACACAUUGUUCGCUCCCAUUAUCAUCUCCUGUGCAACUAUGCUGGAGAAGCUCGGGGACACAUACACUUGCUUCUCUGCUGAAAAUGGCAAGCACCUCUACGUGUUACAUAUGUUUGGCGAGUGCCUCUAUAUUGCGGUGAAUGGUGAUGGCUCCGAGAGCGAGGAUGACUUGCGGCGUAAACUCUACGUGCUCAGGAGACUGGCUGAGGCUCAUUUCGGCCUGGUUACACUUGACAGCCACCUCCUCCACAGGGAGCUGCGCCCGGUGGAUUCUGAACAACGCGCUCACACCUGGGGACUGUUUCAGAGCCUGCUGCAAACCUAUAGCCAGCUGCACCAGGAGGACCAAAGCUUUGCUGUUGAGGCCGUGGAACGACUGAUCCACCCACAGCUCUGUGAACAGUGCAUCGAGUUCCUGGAACGGCACGUUGUGCAGCACAUCAACGGCAGCACGGAGCGUGGUGGGCAUGAAGUUGUGCAUGCCUUCCUGCUCGUGCACACCAAGCUCCUGGCCUUCUACUCCAGCCGGAAUGCCAGCGCUCUGCGGCCCGCCGACCUGCUCACCCUGCUCCUGCUCGUGCAAGAUCUGUAUCCCAGCACCUCCUCUGAGGAGCAGCCUGUCCCACAGUCUACAGAGGGUGAGCCAAGCCUUCAGAAGCCGCAAAGCAGCCAGAGUAUUCCAGUGAACAGCCCGGGUGCCCAUGGAUCUUCUCAAGAGCAGGUAGCAGAUGACCUCUCUAUGUCUGAGGAGUUCUACACCCCCAAGGCUUCCCCUAGCCAGGAGAGCACAGGAAGCGCUGCCUGGGCCGAGGGUGUGGAGUCACAGGGCGAGGGGGACACAAGUUCUGCCGACAUCCAGAUGGCUGAGGAUUCACUGCAGGCUCUGGUGCCUCCCACCUCAGGGGCUACCAACCCACGGAGAGUUUUCUUGGAUGCCAACCUGAAAGAAGGCUACUGUCCCAUGAUGCCCCACACCAUGCACUGUCUCCCCCUCUGGCCAGGGAUCUCGCUGGUGCUCCUCGCUAAGGGCCCCAAUUCCCAUGUGGCGCUUUCCCUCUACCAGCUGUUAGAUGGGCUUCUGGUGCUGGAGAAGAAACUGCGAGAUGGGCAGGAGAACAGGCAGCCGCUGCGCUCUCAGCCACUCUUGUUGGAAUUCCGGCACCGAAUGGACAAGUUUGUCAAGAAGCUGAGUGGGCAAGAAUCCCAGUUACAGAAUGCCUGGCUGGAAUUCAAGAACAAAGUGUGCUCUCGAAGUGAAACUGGGAAUUCAUGGGAGCUUCUGCAGGCGUUUGGCAGCCUCCGGCGACAACUCUGUGCGGUAUAUCGGCUUCUCUUUCUUGGAUCCUCUGGCACCCCAGGCUUGCCUCAGAGCAUGCUAGAUCGGGCACAGCAGUUCACGCGGGACAAGCUUCAAGACUGGAGGGACUUCCUGCUGGUGAAAAGCAAGCGUAAUGUCACCAUGGUGUCAUACCUGGAGGAUUUCCCAGGACUUGUGCAUUUCAUCUACGUGGACCGCUCUGUGGGCCAGAUGGUGGCUCCAUCCCUUGGCAUGGCAGAGGAUGUUACAUCAGAACUUGGCAAGGGGCCUCUGCCUGCCUUCAUCAAGGAGAAGGUGUGGUCUCUGAUAGCGUUGGCUCGAAGCUACUUGCAGAAGGGCUACACCACACUGACAGUCCGGGAUGGAGACUACUAUUGCACCUACUUUCUUUGGUUCGAGAAUGAGCUGGGUUACAAGCUGGAAGUUACGGAUGUGCCGAUACUUUCUGAUGAUUCAGCCCCCAUUGGAAUGCUGGCAGGUGACUAUUACAGGAAGCUGCUCCGUUACUACAGCAAGAGCCGGACGAAUGAAGUGGUGAAAUGCUAUGAGCUGCUGACCAUCCACCUGGGCAUCAUGCCAACGGAGCUUGUGAUUCAGCAGGCACGUGACUUGGCCCGGCAACUAUGGGAGCCGACCCGUAUCCCCCUGCUUUAGCGACCUUGUUUGCUGCCUCAGUUUAAUGUGGGGGUUUCCUCCCCCUUUCUGGAUUCAGCUGCACCUUGGAUCUCUGCUACCAUUCCUUCGUUAGGGUCAGGCCUGGCUUGGUUGUCCGCUUUGCCUAAUCUGCACUCUUCAGAGCAGGCUGACACGGCUGCUUUUGUCCUCACCAUGCAGGAUCAAACCCUCGCUCCAAAGCUUAAUCAGACCUUAGGCCAGACUGCUUUCUUUCAAGGCAGAGAGUUGUGUAAACGCCCGUCCUUUCUCAUGCACACACCUGUGCAGCCUUCUCCAUUUGUGGGGGGAAGGCUCUUCAACCAGAACAACGCUGUGCCUUGACGGAUCGACUCCUCCGGCCUCGGACACACACAGUCAAUUCGCCACCAAAGUGAGCAGGGUGUUUCUUGGGGCCAUGACACAAAGGAAGGGUUGUGAGAAUUGGUUCUCGCUGCUGCUGCCUGGCUGGUCUUACCAGCAUCGAGCUCGCCCUGCAGUUGGACACUUGGCUGGUUGUGCUGCCCUUAUGAAAUCUCAUCUGCCCAUGAUGGAGUGUAUGGGGGUGACGGUGAGGAGAUUCUCUGUUCAACUGCCUGCUGUUAGAAGGUGGUUGCAGCUGAGUAAUUCUAUAGCACCGGGGUUGGCAAAGCACCUAAAGGAUCACAGCUGCUGUUAUCCCUUGCCAUAAGCCAACACUGGUGGAAGGUUGUAGGCCAAAACAUUUGAACAGCUACAUGUUGAUCACUCCGAAAGCUGUGGCCAGACACAAAGAGUUAAGGACAGGAAAGGACUCGGGCAUUUUCCUUUCCAAAAAUGGUUUUGGGUUUCUAGUGCAGGAUCUUAAGUCAGAGUGGCUUUGCACAUGUACUUCUGAGACUAAAGUUUGGUAAAUGAAAAGCAUUCCAUCACAGAAAUGCAGCCGAGUGCCUAUUUCAAGUUAGAAUCACCCUCGAGAUUCGUGUGGUAAGUGCACAUAGGCAUAGUUGGAAGCAUCCAGCAUAACUGAAUACAUGGACUUUAUCCAUGGUGAGCAUUGCAUAUUAAGUCAACCCUCGUGCAAGCUGCAGGUUAGAAAUUGACUUGUAAGUUAAUCUUUAGAAAUGUAUUUAAAAGCAAAGUAAAAAGGUGUGAGGUUCUGUGCAUGGAUUAAAUAGUAAUCUAAAAAAAAAUAACAUCAGGUUCAUGAUUCUUUUCCUUACUUGGCAAUGUAUAUCUCAGAUACAAUGCAUAUUCAAUGGCAAAAAGUUCACAAACUUGUAUAUCUGUGAAAAAUUGUAAUUUUUAAUAAAAUAAUGUGAAGGAGAA